Drosophila obscura is the source of this 3613-nucleotide messenger RNA. It is a transcript of the gene Vps50, whose product is annotated as syndetin. Gene Ontology annotation, cellular component: EARP complex. Gene Ontology annotation, biological process: retrograde transport, endosome to Golgi; endocytic recycling. NCBI's taxonomy places the organism in Eukaryota, Metazoa, Arthropoda, Insecta, Diptera, Drosophilidae. The record is from RefSeq and is a predicted model, not a curated record. Gene Ontology annotation, molecular function: SNARE binding.
ACGUAUUUCUGUUGCGUACUUGCAGCAGCUCCCAUUAGUGAGCGGGGGGAGGAGUAAAAGAAAAGUUGUUUUCUGGAGUUUCUACAUGGCUGCAAUAUGCAGAACUCCAAGGCCAAAAUGGACGAAUUUAAGUCGAAAUUCAUGGACAUGCUGCACAAACAGACGAAUCGACAAAUGAAAAUUCCUGCCAUGGGCUUCUCGGACUACUUCAUCCAAACGGUAACAACCGAUGCCUCACCCAAUGAUGAAGUGGAUACCACCGACGAAGCCUCGGCCGGAGCAUCGAACGCACAAAGAUCGGAUCAGGAAAUCCUAGAGAGCAUUGAAGAAUGCUACUAUAGCCCUGACAGCAACCCGCAGCUGUAUGAACUCAAGAAAGUUCUUAGCGACGGCAUCGACAACGAGCUUAUCGAGGUCACCAUUGCACAAUUGCGCACACAACAAAAGGUAUUGACCAAGCAGGUGCUGCAGAACAUAUUGGAGCAGCGCAAUGCUUGCAGCAGUGAGUUUUCCGCCAUCAAUGACACGCAAAAGAAGCUUGAGGAGUCGCUCUGGACGUGUCAGAAGGCGAGGUCCUAUUUGAACUUCGCUCGCACAAACCUUACCACGACCAGCUUGGAGAUACUCGCCAGUUACCGCAAGCGGGAGGUUCUCAAAGAGGUCUUGGACACUCUAUUGGCCAUAAGGAAACUGCGCACAACUGACGUGGAGCUGCAAAAACUGCUAGCAGACCAUAACUACAGCGCUGCGAUUGCUCUCCUGCUCCAAUGCAAAAGCUCCGCAGAGGCCUACAUGCAAUAUAAUUGCGUGCAGUCGCUCUACAAGAAGCUGCAGGAGACCAUGUUGCUUAUGGAAUAUCAACUGGACACGGUGCUGAAUGAGAUGGUGCUGAACUUUGAUACGCGCAAGUAUGCCAAGCUGCAGGAGGCCUACAAGUUGGCAAACAAAUCGCUGAUGGCGAUGGAUCAGCUGCACAUCAACUAUAUUUCGGCCAUUCAUUCCUCGGUCAAUGCUGUGCUUCGUGGCUACAGCGAUCCCAAUCAGGACGAUCAGAUCAAGCUACUCUUUGAACAGUUGUGCGAGCAACUAAACUCUGAAAAGCUUAUACCCUGCCUGAUAAGCUUGUGCAAAACGUUCUGGACCAUUUUGGCCUCCUACUAUCAGGUUGUGAUGUGGCACAACAACUACAAGCUGUAUGGCCACGAGGAGGCUGAAUCUCCCGAUGUCUACAUCCAGCAAAAGCUAAAAAAGGGCCAGUCACGACUCUGGAACGAUAUACUGACCAAAGUGUGCCUAUUCCUGCAGAGCGCCAAGCUGACUGCGCUUAAAUACGACCAGUUCAUCCAAGUGAUGUCCAUUGUACAGCGUCUGAAGAAAGUGGGAGUGGAGUUCUGUGGCGAGCAGUCGGAAAAACUGAUUGAGAUCAUGCAGCAGCAAAGUGAGGAGUUCUUCAGGCGGUAUCACAUUUGCUGUGUGGAAGAGAUUUGCUUGUUCUUGGACAACGAAUCCUGGACGCCAGUAGACUCGUUUGCGCACAUCCUUCAACUGCCUGAAUUCCGUUCGGUCCGUCACACGCUGCGUCGUCACAAGUCGCCGACAACAGCGCUGUUGGCCUCCUCGAACAAUUCCCCGAUCAGCAACAAUAAUUGCGACGAGCUGGUCUCCGUACACUCACAGGAUGGUGGCAGCUCCAUCUAUGGUUCCUAUGGCUACUUUUUGCGCUUCUCCGAGAAAAGUUCGCCCUUUGACGGCGGCCUAGAUGCGGCUAUGCUUGAGGAGGAUAUUCUGUCUGGCAUUGUGGACGAGGCCUCCUGCUACUUCAGCGAGGAGAGCGACGACGAGCAGAAGAGUUUGCAGAGCAAAGAGUUUGACGAUGCUAGCAACCAACUGCUAGUGAACAAUACGGCCUUGAAUGUGCUGCGCUGCCUUGGACGCUACCUGCAAAUGUGCAAACUGCUGCAUUGCAUCUCUCCCAAGAUUGUGUCCUGCAUGCUGGAGCUUAUUGACUUUUACGUGUAUGCAGUUCACGAGAUCUUUGGCAAGGACGCGCUGGUGGCCACGGAUAAAAUGUAUACACCACGGCUGGAGCGACGCUUGCUCUCUGUGGAGGCGAAUGUUCUGCCACAGAUCAAGCUGUGGCCGCUUAACUUUUCCUCUCUGGCCAACAACGAGCUGGCCAAUCCAGACACUCUCUACGGCCUGCCGCAGCGCAUUGUGGCUGUGGAGGCUGGACGCAGUAUGUUCCAGCAAUUCCACAUUCUCCAGCACUACCUUAAUCACCUUUUACCCGUUUCCGAGCGUCCCCUGCUUGGCUAUCUGGAGUAUAGUGAAUACAUGUUGGAUCUGGCGAAACCAGUUUACACCUGCGUCACCUCGCGCGUCAUUGAUCUGUCGGCCAUACUGGCGCAAAUGGCCAAGGUCAAGUGGGAUGUGAAUCAUGUGAUACACCAGCAUAGCAGCUAUAGUGAUGUGCUGAAUCGGAACAUUCAGAGCUUUGCCAUGUGCCUGGAGGAGACGGCCAAAGAGGUGGCUGUUCCUAACAAGCACGUUUGGAAUUCCAUGGCCCAUGUGGCCACACACCUGCUCGUGGAAGGCUUUUCUAAUGUGAAGAAAUGCUCGGCCGGAGGGCGGGCACUGAUGCAAUUGGAUUUCGCCAACUUUAUGUCAUUCCUUGAGCUUAUCUCGAAUCAAAAGUAUCCCCAGCACCGCUCGUAUGUGGAUGUGUUCAUCAAAACGUAUUACUUCUCGCCGGAACAAUUCGAGCAGUGGAUCGAGCAACAACGACAUGAGGACGACUACUCCGCCAAGCAGUUGACAAAUCUGAUACAGUGCAUCUGUGCCAGUGACAAGCGCACAAGGCAAAGGCUGUUGCAGUUGCUGGACGGUCCAGCAAUGCCCAAUGGGGGAACGCCGACGACAACGCCGCAAAAGAAUAACUCCAGCUCUGGCUCGAAUCUGAGCAGUGUUAUCUGAGACCCCAUGAUAAUUUUCAUAUAUAUAUAUAUUUAUUUUGUUAUUUUGUUUGCAAACCGAUUUGGUUCAGCCCAACCCAACCGAACCAAACCCUUUGUUAGUAGAGCAAUCUCGUGACAUUCUUUCAAUGUAUUUAACAUUCCGUUUAGUGCAAAUUAACAUUGUGUUAAGGCUUACAUACAUACUUUAGUUACUUAGGCGAUCUCCAUGAUGUACUUCGUUUCGAAUUCUAAAUCUAUUUGAAUCUCUAUCCUAUCUCAACGCAAUUCGCUCUCUAUUCGCACUCAGAUGCAACACAAUUGGCGAUUGGUUAUUCAUUAACCGUGACUUAAGUACCUAGAGAAAGCAUAUAUACAUAUAUAUAUAAUAUAUACAGAAUCACACGUCGCAUUAUUAAGAUGCAUGAACAGCUAUUUAUUAAUAUCCUAAUUACCUAAUUGUAAUAUUUAUUUGCAGAAGGCAACGGACAAAUAAUUGUAAUAGAGCGCCGCUCAAUCAAUAGAAAUCGAUUUGAUUCGCGCGCUUACCGAACUAACUAACAUCCAAAAAUACACAAACACAAACACGAAUACUAAAUAGUUGUAACGUAACCAACCAACCACUAACAAAGAUAACAUAUUUUGAGAUAUGCAUAUUACAA